AGCUGGUCCACGAUACAACCAGAGAAUGAGUAAAAGGGCAUUUGUCUUGGGGUGAUUUCUACUACCCGCCUUGGGGUAUAUAUCCUGUUUGCCCUGACGGGGGCCUAGUCUGUUUGUAGCAUCAAGUGAGGCUAGAGUUGGGCAGUAUUGGGUUUUCCACUUUGUGAUCUUUCACCAGCUAAACAUCGCAAUACAGUGGAACCUUCUUUCUUGGACUUAAUCCAUUCCGGGAGUCCGUUUGACUCCCGAAACCAUUCCAAAAUCAAGGUGUGGCUUCCGAUUGGCUGCAGGAGCUUUCUGCACUCGAGCAGAAGCCACGUCAGACGUUCAGAAGUCGAAACACUUCUGAGUUUUCGGUGUUCGGCAGCCAAAACGUACGAGCACCAAGACGUUCGAGAAGCAAGGUACGGCUGUAUACUGAUAGUGUGUGAAAUAAGAAUGGAGCCAUGUAGAGGCAUUGGCUGGCUUCACGGUUUCCCCCACAUUGUGAUUUUUGCAAAGCACACACACAGACACACACAUCGUGAUUCGCAAUAUAUUGCCAGGUCAGAAAUCAUGAAACCCGAUAAUCACAAUCUGGGCUUGAAACCGGUUUCGGACACAAGGCUCUGCUUGCGAUUUUAAGGCAGAUACAUGCGAAGGAAGAGGAAGUUGACAUGGAAGGCCAGCCAGGGAGAAAUGGAGGAAUGAUUUCUGACAGAACUCAAAGGCUGCUCCUAGCCACAUUAUUCCCCUCUGGACUCAAGAGUGGAGUUGCUCUUGACGUAGCCAUUGUGAAACCCAGGUAGUUUUGCAUUAAACUCCACCCCACUGCCAAAAACUAACAGAAAAGCCACCCAGUCUAGUUUUAGGCUUGAAGUGCCAGAAACGAUGGCAACAACACAUGGCAGUCUUUUUUAUUAUUAUUAUUUCUCUCUCCCCUACCCCCCCAGUCCCUUUGUGAGUAGAGAACAUGGUUUCUUGAGCAUGGAGUGGUUCAGAGUUCGAUCCCUGGCACUGCCUGUUAAAAGGACCACAGGUAACUCAGCUGGGGAGAGGCCUUGGGCAGCUUCUGCCGGUCAGGCCCCAAAGGCCCAGUGGUCUUGCUCCAUGCAUCAGGGCAGAACCCCACCUUCGUCCACUCUUUCUGCAACCCUUUCCAUUGAAGCCUGGAGCAUGUGUGCUGCAAGGAUUAUGCAGCGUGGUGCACUGGUUAGAGUUUUGGACUAGGACUCGGGGAGACCGGGGUCUGACUGCUCGCUGGGGGCUCUUGGACCAGCCAUGCUCACAUCAACUUAACCCUACCUUGCAGGGUUGUUGUGAGGAGCAAGCGGAGAGGGGGAGUACCACGCAUGCCGCCUCUUGCUCUUUGGAGGAGAGCUGAGGUAUAAGCGUAGUAAUGGCAGCCGUAAAGGACCCGCCAGCUUUCAAAUUAUUCAACUAUGGUGAAGCUAAGGGUGUGUUUGGGGUGGACUGUGGCUGCUCUUCACCAGCCCUGGUGGCUUCUAGAUAGUUUGGACCAUAACUCCCUUCAGGCUGUGCUUGCUGGGCCUGCUGGGAAGUGUAGUCCGGAACAUUUGGAGGGUGCCAGAUUGGGCAAAGCCUGGUUUAGGCUCUCUCUGUUUACGUGUGCUUCUAAAGCUUGUCAGCAUGUACCUUAUAUAUUGUAAACCUGGAAUUUCCAGUAGAGACGCACACGCACCAUGUAUGUUGAUUACCUGCGCAUGCUUUCAGGGAACAGGGGUUAAUGUUUAAUGCAGAAAGGCCAGCCGCAAGUCUUGCCGUGCGGAGUGCCAUUCAAAUGCCUUUUUGACGCUUGCGACGGAGAAGAACGGCUUCCGUAGAAAAGCAGGCCGUGCCUGGAGAUCAAACAUCAAGCCAACAAGAGGACUUGGAACCUUGACCGUGCCGAGCAACCCCCGCCCAGCAUAACCCUAAUGAAUGGCGAUGGCCUGCACGAGAACCACAACGAUGAGACCAGGCAGAACGGCCACGAAGAAACAGACCACGCAGACGAUGGGAAUGACCAAGAGGUUAUCGUCAUCCAGGACACCGGUUUUACGGUCAAAGUCCAUGCGCCGGCAGUCGAACCUUUCCCCCUUCAAGUAUCCCCCCAAGAGAUGGUCCAGGAAAUCCACCAGGUGCUGAUGGACCGCGAGGACACCUGUCACCGAACGUGCUUCUCCCUGCAGCUGGACGGCAACGUCCUGGACAACUUUGCCGAGCUGAAAACCAUUGAAGGGUUGCAAGAAGGCUCCGUGUUAAAAGUAGUUGAAGAACCCUAUACAGUCCGAGAAGCUAGAAUACACGUCCGCCACAUCCGAGACCUCCUGAAGAGCCUCGACCCCUCGGACGCUUUCAACGGCGUCGACUGCAACUCCCUGUCAUUCCUCACCGUCUUCACCGAAGGGGACCUUGGAGACAGCGGCAAGAGGAAGAAGAAGGGCGCAGAGUUGGAGCAGAUUGACUGUACCCCUCCUGAACAUAUCCUUCCGGGGAGUAAAGAGCGGCCCCUCUGUCCCCUUCAGCCUCAGAAUAGAGACUGGAAGCCUCUACAGUGCCUAAAAGUGUUGACAAUGAGUGGCUGGAAUCCUCCUCCCGGAAACCGCAAGAUGCACGGAGACCUCAUGUACCUGUAUGUCAUCACGAUGGAAGAUCGCCAUGUGAGCAUCACGGCCUCUACCCGUGGCUUUUACCUCAAUCAGUCCACGGCCUACAACUUCAGCCCUAAGCCUGCCAACCCCAGUUUCCUCAGCCAUUCCCUGGUCGAGCUUCUGAACCAAAUCAGCCCAGCCUUCAAAAGAAACUUCGCUUCUCUGCAGAAGAAACGGGUCCAGAGGCACCCGCUGGAGAGGAUAUCCACCCCUUUCCAAGUCUACAGCUGGACAGCCCCUCUGGCUGAGCAUGCCAUGGACUGUGUGAGGGCAGAAGAUGCUUACACCUCAAGGCUGGGCUACGAAGAGCACAUCCCGGGACAGACCAGAGAUUGGAACGAAGAGUUGCAAACAACCAGGGAACUGCCACGCAAAAAUCUGCCAGAAAGGCUGCUGAGGGAACGUGCAAUCUUUAAGGUCCACAGCGACUUCACUGCCGCGGCGACGAGAGGCGCGAUGGCGGUCAUUGACGGCAACGUGAUGGCCAUCAACCCCAGCGAGGAGACCAAGAUGCAGAUGUUCAUCUGGAACAACAUCUUCUUCAGCCUGGGCUUUGACGUCCGCGACCACUACAAGGACUUUGGCGGGGACGUGGCCGCUUACGUGGCCCCCACCAACGACCUAAACGGGGUCCGGACGUACAAUGCGGUUGACGUGGAAGGGCUCUACACCCUGGGCACGGUGGUGGUGGACUACCGGGGCUACCGGGUGACGGCCCAGUCCAUCAUCCCCGGCAUCCUGGAGAGGGAACAGGAGCAGAGCGUCAUCUACGGCUCCAUCGACUUCGGCAAGACGGUGGUCUCUCACCCCAAGUACCUGGAGCUGCUUGAGAAGACCAGCCGGCCCCUGAAAAUCCAGAAGCACGCGGUCCUGAACGACAAAGGCGAGGAGGUGGAGCUCUGCUCGUCGGUGGAGUGCAAGGGGAUCAUCGGCAACGACGGGCGCCACUACAUCCUCGACCUGCUCCGCACCUUCCCUCCCGACCUGAACUUCCUGCCCGUCGACGGGGAGGAGAUGCCCGAGGAAUGCCAGAAAAUGGGCUUCCCCAAACAGCACCGCCACAAGCUCUGCUGUCUGCGGCAAGAGCUGGUGGAUGCCUUCGUCGAGCACAGGUAUCUCAUGUUCAUGAAAUUGGCAGCGCUGCAGCUGAUGCAGCAGAAGGCCCUCAAGCAGGAGGCGCCCUCCCCUCUGGAGAACGGCGAGAGCCCCACCUCCUCCUCCUCCUUUCCCGAGAACGGGGUGGAGGACGGCGAGGAGAAGCCCCCCUCGGACGACGGCAAGAUGGAGGACAGCGUCGCAGGGUUGGACCAGGUGAAAGAGCUCACGGAGACGAUUGCGUCGGACGAUGGAGCAGUGGACCCCAAAAGCCGGGAAGUGAUCCAGAAUGCUUGCAAAGCGGUCGGAUCCAUCAGCAACACGUCCUUCGAUAUCCGGUUUAACCCAGAUAUUUUUUCGCCAGGGGUCCGCUUUCCAGAGUCCAGCAAAGAGCAGAUUCAGGAUCAGAAGCGGUUGCUAAAGGAUGCGGCGGCUUUCCUGGUGUCCUAUCAAAUUCCAGGCUUGGUGAAAGACUGUCUUGACCACACCAUGCUCCCGAUGGACGGCGCCACCUUGGCCGAAGCAAUGCACCAGCGAGGCAUCAACAUGCGCUACUUGGGCAGAGUGGUGGACUUCAUCACCAAAACCCCUGGCCGGACUCAGCUAGAUCACAUCUAUAAAAUCGGAAUCACGGAACUGAUCACCCGGUCGGCUAAGCACAUCUUCAAGACAUACCUCCAGGGAGUGGAGCUGUCAGGCUUAUCAGCUGCCAUCAGUCAUUUCCUCAACUGCUUCCUCAGCUCCUUCCCAAACCCCGUGGCCCAUCUCCCGGCGGAUGAGCUGGUCUCCAAGAAAAAGAACAAGAGGAGGAAAAAUCGGAAUUUGGGCGCCGCUGACAACACUGCCUGGGCCACCAUGAGCCCUCAAGAAUUGUGGAAGAACAUUUGUUCGGAAGCCAAGAGUUACUUUGACUUCGGCUUGGAAUGUGAGAGUGUUGACCAGGCAGUGGAAGUAUACAACCUACAGAAGGUCACCCUGCUGCGUGAGAUCUCCCUCAAAACUGGAAUCCAGAUCCUUCUGAAAGAGUACAACUUCGAUAAUCGCCAUAAGCCAACGUUCACAGAAGAGGACAUCCUCAACAUCUUCCCAGUCGUGAAGCACGUCAACCCCAAAGCCUCGGACGCCUUCCACUUCUUCCAAAGCGGCCAGGCGAAAGUGCAACAAGGUUUCUUGAAGGAGGGCUGCGAGCUGAUCAGCGAGGCCUUAAACCUGUUCAACAACGUCUAUGGCGCCAUGCACAUGGAAAUCUGCGCCUGCCUUCGUCUCUUGUCUCGCCUGAACUACAUCAUGGGAGACUACUCAGAGGCCUUAAGUAACCAGCAGAAAGCAGUGCUCAUGAGCGAGAGAGUCCUUGGCAUAGAGCACCCCAACACAAUUCAGGAAUAUAUGCACCUUGCUUUGUACUGCUUUGCAAACAGCCAGCUGUCUACAGCGCUCAACUUGCUAUACCGCGCACGCUACCUCAUGCUGUUGGUGUUUGGCGAAGAUCACCCAGAAAUGGCACUCUUGGAUAACAACAUUGGCUUGGUCCUCCAUGGAGUGAUGGAGUACGAUCUCUCCCUGCGGUUUCUGGAGAACGCGCUGCUCAUCAACUCCAAGUACCACGGCGCCAAGUCUCUGAAAGUUGCACUCAGCCACCACUUGGUCGCCCGAGUGUACGAGAGCAAAGCUGAGUUCCGGUCGGCUCUGCAGCACGAGAAGGAAGGCUACACGAUCUACAAAAACCAGCUUGGUGAGCAUCACGAGAAGACCAAAGAAAGCUCGGAGUACUUGAAAUAUCUGACUCAGCAGGCUGUGGCGCUGCAACGCACAAUGAAUGAGAUCUACAAGAACGGAUCCAGCGCCAACAUUAUGCCCUUGAAAUUCACGGCUCCCAGUAUGGCCAGCGUCCUGGAGCAGCUGAACAUAAUCAAUGGGAUUCUCUUCAUUCCACUAAGCCAAAAAGACUUGGAGAACCUUAAAGCCGAAGUGCAGCGGCGCCAGCAACUUCAGGAGGUCCUCAAGGGCAGCGAAGAAUUGGAGUCGGAAGAAAAACCCGCGGGGGAGAGCGAGCCCGAAGCAAGCCCGCCUGCAGCCACGGCUCCCUAGCUUAGGGGUCCGCGUCGGGAGAAGGCUCUGGCUGUUUGAAUCUGUCCCGGGGUGGGGUAUAGGGAGUUGCUCAGCCUCUCCUUGGGGGCAGCUUCUCGGCAAUGUGUUUUUGUGUUGUUGUUUUUAUUUUUUAAUUUGCACUGGUACAAUGAAUACACAAUGCAAAGAACUAAAUUUUGAGAAAUGAACCCUACCUGUCGAAGCAGGCACUGGGCACCCAAAACGGGGCGGUGCAACAGCUGCUGGUCCCCGGAGAGUCUAACUGGGGUGGGAGAAUGCAGGGGUGUCGUGGGGGGAGGGGAGGGGAAGUGGGGCUGGAAAGGGGGCAUGCGUGUGUGCGAGUACAUUUCAAUCCAUUUUUACCGUGUACAUAAGAGAUUUAAUUCCAAGUGAGGUAUAAUAACAUUUCUCAGGUCAUUUUUUUCUGUUGACUUUUAAAGGACAUCUAUAACUUUGCAGAAAAGGAACCCUCCCCCACCUCCCGGGCCUGGUGGUUCUUCUCCCCCCCCCCCCAAAAAAAGUUCUCCUUUUCCUUCCAUCUUUUGAGGCUCAGCCCGCUGCUGCACUGUUUAGGUGAUCGUGACACUAUAAAUAUUAUAUAUUAAAUAUAAAUUCAGCCAUAUUUUUUAUCUCAAUGUUUUAUCUUUAAGGCCUGAGCAGAGUUGGUACUGCAGAGGAAACUGUUUUGAGGAGAUGGCAUAGAACUUUUUGGUCUGAAUUUAGGAGACAGCCAUUGGAUUCCUUUUAGGGUUCCUCUUUUUAUUCUUUCCUUGCCUUCCCCCCCCAAAAAAAACUAUUUAGAUUUGUUGGGAAAGUGGGGUGCGGUUUUGUUUUUUUGCAAGUUUCAUGGCCCAGGAAAAGAGAUGUUGUGUGGUUUUUGUGUCCGCCUAAAUUCCUUGUGCUUUGCUCCCUCUUGAGCACAGCAUAAGAAACAGCAUCCAAAGGGGGGGGGUAUUGGUUUUAUUUUUAAAAAAGAAGAAAACCAAGCCAUGGGAUGCCCAGCUCUGAUCAUCCAACUGCCCCUCAUGCCAAGUUAACUGUAAAAGCUGAAUUGGUGGCUUGGGGGCAGUAACUAGGCUAAGCUCAUCCCAUGUUAAAGUAUCCCUAAAGUCUGGUAUAAAUCCCCCCCCUUUACCCUUUUCAACUUAUACAAUGGAAAAUCCCUAGUGCCUAUACUUUACCUCUCUCCCCACCCCUUUCUCAAAGAGUUGUGCGAAUGGCAUAGAACAAAAGCGCCUCGAGCUGAAGACUGCUGUCUCGAAAGCGAUUGGUUCAAUUGAUGAGCUGAACUGAAUCAAUGUUUGGGUUGUUGUUUUUAAAAGGUUUAUCUGUGGACUAAACAAGAAUCAUGAACCUAAAAUGAAGCUCUUUUCUCUCCCCCCUAAUUUCCUUCUCGCAGUGAAAAUGGUAAUAAAUUUGUAUUAAUACUAUAUAGUACCGAACAAGAUGAUUUGGGGGGGUAGGGGUGUCCUUGUUUGUUUGGAGAUAUUAUUAUUUUUUUGUCCCAAAGCCUCAUCAGCUUUAAAACACAAGUUUCCCAAGAAGGCAUUCAUUGCUGGCAAUGGAUGCUCUGCCCAAUAUUCUGCCCUCCCCUGAAGGGGAAAAAAACGGUGAUGUUCUUCAGCUACUCUUAAUAGCUCUCACUACUGUACGUCCCUGCUAUUACCGACAGGUUGAAUGUGUUCGUAAGAACAAUAAAGCUGAUUUCCUAGCUCUGCCCUCCCUGCCUAAAAAAACAAAACACCUAUCAUGUUGAGUUCAAAAUGCGGAGUCUGGUGGUCACCGCCUCCCUCCUCUCCCUUUUGUACUAAAUUGCAUUUUGCCAGCCUCCACCCCACCACCCCUACUCAAAACCACAAGAGAGGUCAUGUUUCUACCAUGUGACUCAAAUGUUGGUGCGAGGGGGGGGACGGGACUUGUGUUAAAGACUCAAUGCCAAGGGUUGGGCAACUUACGGUCCCUGCGGCCCUAUUAAACCUGCCAAAAAACGGCUACCAAAGAAAGGUGGGUGGGAGGGGAGGUUUUCAAACAGGUGCAGCAUCUUCAGUGUGUGUGAGUGAGAGACGUCAUCGUAGCGUGGCUGGAAAUUGCUGCUACAGAGGGCAAAAUAAAACAAAAUGAAACUUUGGCAUGGUUCUGGGGCCCAGACAGCGAAGGUUGCCUGUUCCUUGACGCGAGUGCAAUUUAGGUGCAUAGCAAGAGCCCUUCCCCCUUCUCUGGGGGAGAGAAUGUUCUUUGGUCCAGAUGUGGAGGUGAGAGAGAGAAAUGCAGAAUUUCCUUGGAAGUGUCUGAAUAAAGAACAGAUUU
Molecule: messenger RNA, 8123 nt
Organism: Zootoca vivipara (common lizard)
Lineage: Eukaryota; Metazoa; Chordata; Lepidosauria; Squamata; Lacertidae
Source: RefSeq, a predicted model, not a curated record